Pimephales promelas (fathead minnow) is the source of this 3755-nucleotide messenger RNA. RefSeq names its product Rho family GTPase 1a (gene rnd1a). Gene Ontology annotation, molecular function: GTPase activity; GTP binding. The record is from RefSeq and is a predicted model, not a curated record. Lineage: Eukaryota; Metazoa; Chordata; Actinopteri; Cypriniformes; Leuciscidae. Gene Ontology annotation, biological process: small GTPase-mediated signal transduction.
UUCGGGGGCAGUGGAACUCGGGCGCGAGCAGGAGAGCGCGUCGCUGAUUGGAUAACAGAGCUGUAUAAAUUGCCGCAGUGCCGUAUUUCUCUCUUUAGUGGUGAUUUAGUCCAAACCCCAAUGCGGUCUGAACAAACUGCCCAGGGCCGUCAUACGAGAGAGCCAUCGCGCACAGGACCGUCUUAUUUACAAUGAAGGAGAGAAGAAUCAGUCAGCCUUUGGUAAUGCGUUGUAAACUGGUUUUAGUGGGAGACGUGCAGUGCGGGAAAACUGCAAUGUUGCAAGUCUUGGCCAAAGACUGUUAUCCUGAGACUUACGUCCCAACAGUGUUUGAGAACUACACAGCUGGACUGGAUUUAGAGGAGCAGCGCGUGGAGCUCAGUUUAUGGGACACGUCAGGUUCACCAUAUUAUGAUAAUGUCAGGCCUCUCUGCUACAGUGAUGCAGAUGCGGUUCUGCUCUGCUUCGAUAUAAGUCGCCCUGACACCGUCGAAAGCUCUCUGAAAAAGUGGAAAGCCGAAAUCAUGGAUUUCUGCCCCAGUACUCGAAUAAUCCUAGUCGGCUGCAAGACAGACCUGCGAACAGAUGUUUGCACACUGAUGGAGCUGUCCAAUCAGAGACUGACACCCAUCUCCCAUGAGCAGGGCACCCUGUUGGCGAAACAGGUAGGAGCGGAGGCGUACCUGGAGUGCUCUGCGUUCACAUCAGAGAAGAGCAUCCACAGCGUGUUCCGCUCAGCGGCGCUCACGUGCCUCAACAAACCGCAGCCCCCCAUAAAGCAAAGUCCCACCCGCCGGCUCUCCAAACGCCUCCUUCACCUGCCCAGCAAGGCAGAGCUCCUGACCUCCUCCUUCAGCAAGGAGAGAACCAAGAGCUGUUCCAUCAUGUGAGCCCCACACGCACCGCCCCAGCUCCAGAAAAACAAACGCAUUUUUGCUCUUCGUGAGGGUUGGGUGGAGGGGUUUGAGAGAAGGGGAGGUCAUGACCUUUCAUGACCCCUCCCUCUCUCUACACUUACGUUGCUCUUCUUCCAUUCUGACACCCCACCUGCAAACACACUCCUCCUUACGACAAAGAGCUGCUGCCAUUGUUCAAGGUUUUUGCCUGUUACACAUCCUAAUGCUAAAGUAUCGAUUGAUUUCCCUUUACAUGAACUGCAUUUUGUAUUAACGAUCAAUCAAUCAGACGAAGAAGGAAAAGCAGAAUAUUUUGCACACUGUUGAAUAUUUUUGCGGGCAGUCAUAUCUGCUUACAUGUAUAGAAUGCGGAUUGAGCUGUGACCGAUUUCAUAUUUAGAGGGAAGAGGAUGAGUUUCUGUUCCACAGUACGCACUUUAGUGAAUAUGGAUGUGAUUGUUGAUUGGAAAGUGAGAGGAUGAUUUAAAACAGGUUGGCAUUAGUUGCUGUUUCAAAACAGAAUUAUGCAUUGCUUGUACUUGCUGAAGUCUCUGGCACUGAUAGAAUCAAAAUAUCACGCUAUCCUGAUUGAAGUCACGCAAACGUGGGAGGAGCCAAACAAGAUUUUAUGUCCCCCUGAAUAAGGCGGACAGCGUUAUAAAUCUGCUAGUUGAAGCAUCCAAUCACAUUUGUACAAUCCAGAUGUAUUGGAAAUGCUGACACACUCUUUCACUCUCUCUCAUCCCUAAUGUGGUCCAUCUGAUUGAUUUCUGCCCCUAUAGAAUGGGUCAUAAUAAAUCUCAGUCAAUGAGGAGAAACCAAGCAUUGCCCAGGCCAUUUCUAUGUAUAGAGCAGGAGUUAUUUCCACAAAGAUCCCUUCCAGAUGUUUCAGGCAUUCUUUUCUUGAAAACAAAAUCUUUCGCUGAAAUAAUUUUAGAGAUGGACUGGGAGGGUCAUGGGGGAUUACUAAGGGACUUUGCUGUCCAUGAAAACUCAUCAAAUGUUGCAUAACAAGAAGACAAUUUGAACGCGCCAGUUAACUUUUCUUCUUAAGUAAUCCUAAAAUUGCCCCAACACCUAAUUCUCAAUAAUAGGCCUAUAAAGAGUUAUGAGGUGAAGCUACUGGUUAUUCUCUGGGUUGGGCAGUAGAUUGCAUUGUAAUUUCAGUGAUUCUGAUGUAUUCCGUUGGAUCACUGUCACAGAGGACUCUCCUUUCAUUUUGUAACCUCAUUCUGGUAAUCUCUGACUUAAAUCCCACAACCCCUGGUUGUGUAAUGCUUAAUCGUAAAACAACUAAAUCCUCACUUUGGGGCUUAUAAAUGGCCAAAUAGUAAUGAACUGAUAAGUCAGACAAGACAGCAUUACGAAAAAUUUAACCUCAGAAUCAGUAGUAGUUCAUCAAAUGUAAAAUGAUCAAAUAAACGGUUUAAGGGAAUAACAUAGACUACCGUUUAAAAAUGUGGGGUCAGUAAAGCCAAGUAUGUCACUUCUCAGACAUUCCAAAACCAAACAAACAUUAAACACGUUCAGACCAAUGCCGACAGAACCCGACUGUCAGCAUCAGUGUGAAAUAACCUUAAGAGUUGUUUUUUUAAAUAAAUCAAUAUUUUUAUUCACCAAGGAUGCAUUCAAUUGAUCAAAAAUUACAGUUAAGACAGUAUAUUUACAUUUCAAAUAAAUGCUGUUUCUUUGAAUUUUAUAAUCAUAAAAGAAUCCUGGAAACCCAUAUCAUAGUUUCAGCAUUGAUAAUAACAAUAAAUGUUUCUAAAGCAUCAAAUCAGCACAUUAGGAUCAUGAGACACUAAAGAUUUGAUUUUUAAUUGUAAUAAUAUUUUUGAUCAAAUAAACGCAACCUUGGUGACCAUAACAAGAGACCCAAAUUUUACAGAACCCAAACUUGUGAACGGUUGUGUAUGUUUGAUGACUUAGUUUUCCUCAUUCAUUGAACUUAGCUGAUUUUCUUGGCAGUUUGUCUAGUUAUUAUUGCCUGAAACAUUUUGUGAUCUCUUGAAAAUCUAAAUAUUGCAUCUAAAUUACACGUCACAUUUUGUUUCGCGAGUCUAAUAGGUCAUUAAGCAGAAAUUUUGUCUCAAAAAAUACGUUUUUAAAUGACUUAAAUGACUCAUUUUAAUUAAUGUCAACCCAAAAUGUUGUGAAAACUCAGUCUCUAUCUAAAGUAUGAUUGAAAAUACUGUACAUAAAAAAUGGUCUUGCCUUAACUGCACCUCAGAACUACAUUAAUAUAUGAUUCUCAUCUGAAAGGAACUUUAGGAGUCAAACAGUGACCUGCAUCACUUCAUGCUACAUACCGAUCGCCGUUGCUUAGGAACAGACAAGUCAGAUAAGCUGGACUACAUGUCGGAAAAACCACCCAAGAGAAGUUGAGAGAGAGAGAAAGCGGGUGGUGACAAAGGAAAAAUAAGGGCAAGUUUUCUCACUGUAGCAUAACAAAUGGCUUUUUCUUGGCUAAAGUUUAUGAGUCAGUCAACAUACAAACCAUCAUCUUGAUAUGAAUUUGUUACUGUUGUCCGGUUUAGUAGCACUCUUAUGUGUUAUAUGUUUGAAGUGGUGAAACUCCACAAUCUUCCUUUUUGUUACUUAAGUCUCUGGACGUUGUGCAUAAUCAGUUUUGUACAGCCCAUUAAAUGAUGUCUGUGAAGCAAACAAUUUCAAAACAGACAUGAUUGUGUGUGCUAUGUAAUGUGUGUAACUUAUUAAUGGUUGAUUAUUGCUGGUUCUGAUUUAUUCUUUAGUUUCAGACAAUCUGUUUUAUAUUGAAUAUGUUUAUUGGUUAUUUUCCCUUGUCUUUGGUGUCAUGUGUCACUCUUAAAUGAAUUAAAACCUGGAUUUGUUCAGUAA